AUGCCUAUUUUAGUCAAAGCCACUGCGGGCGCGGGGACCCGGCACCGGCCGAGCAGCCUCCCGACCCGCCGAUCGGCCGAGGCUUUCGCGUCGGGCUCCCGUCGAGCCUUCGCGUCCGUGUCCCCUGCGCCCCGCCGCUGCCGCCCCAAACUUUGGCCAGCACCGCCCGGGCUCCGCGCCAGGGACGAGCCAGGAAUUUUCAAGAUGAAUUAUACCAAGUCCAGCCCAUUGGCAGAAUCAACUGCAAUAGGUUUUACACCUGAGUUAGAAACUAUCCUACCUGUGCCUUCCAAUGAGACCACUUGUGAAAACUGGAAAGAGAUACAUCAUCUAGUUUUUCAUGUAGCAAAUAUUUUUUUUGCAACUGGGUUGGUUAUUCCAACUACUCUUCACCUUCAUAUGAUACUUCUUAGGGGGAUGUUAACUAUAGGAUGUACCCUUUACAUCGUCUGGGCCACUCUCUACCGAUGUGCCUUGGAUAUCAUGAUCUGGAACUCGGUGUUCCUGGGGAUCAACAUUUUGCAUCUUUCAUAUCUUUUGUACAAGAAAAGACCGGUAAAAAUCGAAAAGGAACUCAAAAGCAUCUACCAGCGAUUGUUUGAACCACUCCGUGUGCCUCCAGAUUUGUUCAAAAGAUUAACUGGACAGUUUUGCAUGAUCCAAACAUUGAAAAAGGGCGACACCUAUGCUGCAGAAGAUAUAACCUCAGUUGACGACCGUCUGAGUAUUCUCCUGAAGGGAAAAAUGAAGGUCUCCUAUCGAGGACAUUUUCUGCAUAAUAUUUACCCCUGUGCCUUUAUAGAUUCUCCUGAAUUUAGAUCAACCCAGAUGCACAAAGGUGAAAAAUUCCAGGUCACCAUUAUUGCAGAUGAUAACUGUAGAUUUUUAUGCUGGUCAAGAGAAAGAUUAACUUACUUUCUGGAAUCAGAGCCUUUCCUAUAUGAAAUAUUUAGGUAUCUUAUAGGAAAAGACAUUACAAAUAAGCUCUACUCAUUGAAUGAUCCCACCUUAAAUGAUAAAACGGUCCAAAAGUUGGACCACCAGCUCAGCCUUUGCACACAGCUGUCCAUGCUGGAAAUGAGGAACAGUAUAGUCAGCUCCAGUGAAGAUGAAGACGGCUUACACCAGUUUCUUCGAGGCACCUCCAGCGUUUCCUCUCUUCAUGUGUCACCCCUACACCAGCGAGCCUCUGCGAAGAUGAUCCCAAUAGAGGAAGGGGCGGAAAACGAUGAUGAGGUCUUUGAACCCGUGUCCUCCAAUACGCUUCAAGUUCGUCGCUGGCCUUGAUCCCAAGAGAGGAUUCACGUUACCAAGAGGGAAACUGUCUGGAAGAGAUCCUGAAAAAUACCAGCACUUUUUCACAGCUUUUCAAUUGUUCUGCUUUAAUAUUGAUACUUCCAGCCUGGGAGAGUCUGAGGGCAGGAAAGGGAGGGAGAUUCAAAACAUGGGAAGGUUAUCUUCUCUUUUUACUGGUCAGCUUUCUGUUCCACUGAGCCUUCUGACUAAACCGAGUGCUAUUUUUGAGAGAUAUAUUUUCACAGU
This is a messenger RNA of Lipotes vexillifer (Yangtze River dolphin), 1542 nucleotides long. It is a transcript of the gene POPDC1, whose product is annotated as popeye domain cAMP effector 1. Gene Ontology annotation, molecular function: cAMP binding. NCBI's taxonomy places the organism in Eukaryota, Metazoa, Chordata, Mammalia, Artiodactyla, Lipotidae. Gene Ontology annotation, biological process: regulation of membrane potential; striated muscle cell differentiation; skeletal muscle tissue development. The record is from RefSeq and is a predicted model, not a curated record. Gene Ontology annotation, cellular component: sarcolemma. The transcript has 8 exons. Bases 1 to 1287 code for a protein of 428 amino acids.